Messenger RNA from Pseudoliparis swirei, 2692 nucleotides. It is a transcript of the gene ube2ql1, whose product is annotated as ubiquitin-conjugating enzyme E2Q family-like 1. NCBI's taxonomy places the organism in Eukaryota, Metazoa, Chordata, Actinopteri, Perciformes, Liparidae. Bases 69 to 959 code for a protein of 296 amino acids. The record is from RefSeq and is a predicted model, not a curated record. The transcript is spliced from 2 exons.
ACCCCUGUGUUGGGGGGGGGGGGGGGAGGUGAGGGGUUGGAGGAUAAACAAUAGAUCUCUAGAAAAUUAUGGCCACCUUACUGCGGAAGAUCGGUCUCAUCCGCCUGCACGACCGAGACACCGAGGACCCGAAGCACCACCAGGGCUCGCUAAAGGGGACUAAAGGGAACCAGAAGAACCACGCCAACAAACACUGCCAGACCGCCAGCGACGCCAACAUCCUGAGCACCCCGGAGAUUAAGGCGAGGAAGCUGGACCAGCAGGGCAAGGACAAGCCAUCCGGCAAGGAUAAGCAGGGCAAGGAGACGAAGGAGAAGCAGCAGACGGGAGGAGGAGGAGGAGGAGGUGGUGGAGGAAUAGGAGGAGGAGGAGGAGGAGGAGGAGGCGGAGGGAGUAAAGCCACCAGCGCGUCCUCGAUACCACCGCUGGCGCCUCACCGGCAACACUGCACCCAGGUGCGGACGCGCCGGCUGAUGAAGGAGCUACAGGAGAUCCGCAGGUUGGGGGACAACUUCAUCUCGGUGGAGCUGGUGGAGGACAACCUGUACGACUGGAACGUGAAGCUGCACCAGGUGGACAAGGACUCGGCGCUGUGGCAGGACAUGAAGGAGACGGGCACCGAGUUCAUCCUGCUCAACGUCACCUUUCCCGACAAUUUCCCCUUCUCGCCGCCGUUCAUGCGCGUGCUGACGCCCCGCUUGGAGAACGGCUACGUGCUGGACGGCGGCGCCAUCUGCAUGGAGCUGUUGACCCCGCGCGGAUGGUCCAGCGCCUACACGGUGGAGGCGGUCAUGAGGCAGUUUGCGGCCAGCCUCGUGAAAGGACAGGGGCGCAUAUGUAGGAAAUCUGGGAAGUCCAAGAAAGCUUUCAGCCGUAAGGAAGCCGAGGCCACCUUCAAGUCCCUAGUGAAGACCCACGAGAAGUACGGCUGGGUGUCCCCGCCCGUGUCCGACGGCUGAGCGCUCGACCUCCGACCUCCGACCCCCCCCCCAGCCCCCAGCGAGCCGGAAACAAAACCCAGCUCGCCCCGACACGCUAACUCAACAAUCUCCCAUCUUUGUCCGUUUUUUGAUUUUUAUGGUUGUGUGUGUCUUGUGUUAUUGUUAUUUUUUGGGGGGAGGAUUUAUUUUAAUUUUAUUUUUUUUGCCCUCAUCUCCCUAAAACUCAAAGAUGGCCGCCAUCAUCCUCCUCCUCCUCCUCCUCCUCCUCCUCCACCAAGAAGACACUUUUAUUCCCCUCCCUCUCGCCCAGGGAGAUACGUUCCCCCAUUUUGAAAAGACCUGAGAGGGAGGUGUGUGUGUGUGUGUGUGUGUGUGUGUGUGUGCGUGUGUGUGUCAGACUCGGGGUGUGUGUGCGUUACUGUCGGUGGAUAUUUAGUUGUUGUCAUAACACACACCUCUACGAGCGUACAGGAAGAACAUCGGACUUCUCCACCCAUGUGAAAGACUACUGAUUGAAGGAGACUCAUCCCCCUCUUUCUCCCAUCCCCCCUCUCUCUCUCUCUCUCUCUCUCUCUCAUUUACAUAUAAAUGGAGGUGUUAAUGUUUAAUAGACGGCAGCGUUGGCACUCAUUCACUGCCUCUUUGCUUUUCCACUGUGUCGUUGCUCAUAGUUCAAUGCAACGAGAUUGUAACUUACAUGGAGCUGUGCUCUCUCUCUCUCUCCCUCUCUCUCUCUCUCUCUCCCUCUCUCCCACUCUCUCUCUCUCUCUCCCUCUCCCUCUCUCCCUCUCUCUCUCUCUCUCUCCCUCUCCCUCUCUCCCUCUCUCCCUCUCUCCCUCUCUCUCUCCCUCUCCCUCUCUCUCUCCCUCUCUCCCUCCCUCUCUCUCCCUCUCUCUCCCUCUCUCUCUCCCUCUCUCUCUCUCUCACUGUUGAGUCGAUGGAUGUUGAUGAUUUCUAACGGAGACGACGUGUAGCUACGAUGAAUGUAGAGGGGCGGUCGAUCACCUCUCUUUUCUCUCUCUCUCUAUCUCUACUUGGAUGUUAUCGUGUGUGUGUGUGUGUGUGUGUGUCUGUGGAGGAGAGGAUGAAGACUAUUUCCUAUGAUUUAGAUACCAGAUGUCAAGUGGCUCGUUGCAAAAUGGCCGAAGACAGAUUAUUAUGCGCUCUGACCCGCUGUGAUUUACUUCACACACACACACACACACCCACACACACACACACACACCGUUACCCGAGCUCCAACCUUUUUAAAAAAGGACAUUCUGAAUAUCUAAUAUCAACCCGGCGGUCUCCGUCCGCCUCCUCGCGCGUCUUGUUUUGCCGCCAGCCCGUUAAAUGUCAGAGUGGAGGCCGCUGAUUGGUCUGACCUUUCAGGCCGAGCUUCAUUAGAGAGAAGGAGGAGGAGUGGGAGGAGGAGUGGGAGGAGGGCGGAGGACGGCUCUGACCUCUCGGCGCUGACAUUUCCUAAAUUUUUCCGACUCCCUGCCCUAUGUUUUUUUUAGGAUGAGGAGGUGGGGAGAGUGCAAAGGGCAGACGGUGGGUUGGGGGGAGGAGAGACGGGGGGGGGGGAGUCUCAGCUCAAGCCCCGCCCCCAAACCGACCAUACCUUAAACCACUAAGCUGGAGGCUGAGCGUGUCAAAGCCCCCCCCCCUCUCUCUCGUGUGUGUGUGUGUGUCAUGUUGUGGCUGAUAACAAAUGUCCGUGUGUGUGUGUGUGUUACACUCACAUCAUGGAUAACAAAAAAGAAGAA